AUGGCUCGGCCACGCGCCGAUACGGGCAAUUUCCCCAAAGAGCCACAUUCAAUAUCAUUAAAAGUGCUGAGACUCUCUCGACCUGCUCUGGCACAGCAACAUCCUCUCCCCCACGAAAAUGAUACGACGAUACCCCAUACAGCUUCAUUAGCAUAUCCAUCCGAAGCCAUCGACCAGGACUUUGUUUUGUCCACCAGCUUGGGUUUACCGCCAUCAUUCGGUUCCGCUCAUGUUGGCGAGACCUUCUCUUGCGCUCUCUGCGCCAACAAUGAACUCCCCCCAGCACAGACGGCCAAGACCGUGUCGGGAACGAGGAUCGUGGCCGAGAUGCAAACACCAUCCCAGGCGGUGCCCCUUGAGCUCUAUGCAGCUGACGACGCGACGGAACAUACUCCGAACCACACCGGUCCCGGAAGCGCCUUGCAAAGAAUCAUUCGGUUCGACCUCAAGGAGGAAGGUAACCAUGUGCUCGCGGUCAACGUCACCUACACCGAGACCGCAGCCGGGGACGGUCAAGCCACAGGCGGCAGGGUCCGGUCGUUUCGGAAAUUGUACCAGUUCCUCGCUCAACCUUGUGUGAGCGUUCGCACUAAAACCACGGAACUGAAAGCUGUUGAGGUUGCUGACAAGACACACGGCCCGUACGGCAGAGCGACAUUGCUCCGCUAUGUUUUAGAAGCGCAACUGGAAAACGUAUCCGAUGCGCCGAUUCUGCUGCAAGAGACAAAACUCCAGGCGAAGAUGCCAUUCAAGUCGACAUCAUUGAAUUGGGAUUCUGAGCAGGAUGACGAUGUUGCUGUGGAACAUCGCGCUCUGAAACCCCGAGAUAUAAUACAAGUAGCCUUCCUGGUCGAGCAGGAACAAGGUCUCGCAGAAGGGUUGGAGGAACUCAAGAAUAAUAUCAAACGUGAUGGCCGGGCGGUUUUGGGUCAACUUGCCAUUCAAUGGAGGACCGCGAUGGGAGAGCGGGGCUCCCUGAGCACUGGCAACCUCUUGAGUCGACGCAAAGCAGCAUGA
Molecule: messenger RNA, 1017 nt
Organism: Fonsecaea erecta
Lineage: Eukaryota; Fungi; Ascomycota; Eurotiomycetes; Chaetothyriales; Herpotrichiellaceae
Exons: 3
Coding region: 1-1017 (338 amino acids)
Cellular component (GO): TRAPPIII protein complex
Source: RefSeq, a predicted model, not a curated record